AUGGCCGACGCCCAGGCUCCCCCGACCUUCAAGCUGGUCCUCGUCGGUGAUGGUGGUACCGGAAAGACCACCUUCGUCAAGCGCCACUUGACUGGCGAGUUCGAGAAGAAGUACAUUGCCACUCUCGGUGUCGAGGUUCACCCUCUCGGCUUCACCACCAACCUGGGCGCCAUCCAGUUCGACGUCUGGGACACCGCCGGCCAGGAGAAGUUCGGUGGUCUGCGCGAUGGCUACUACAUCAACGGCCAGUGCGGUAUCAUCAUGUUUGAUGUGACCUCUCGCAUUACCUACAAGAACGUUCCUAACUGGCACCGUGACCUCGUCCGUGUCUGCGAGAACAUCCCCAUCGUCCUCUGCGGCAACAAGGUCGACGUUAAGGAGCGCAAGGUUAAGGCCAAGACCAUUACCUUCCACCGCAAGAAGAACCUUCAGUACUACGACAUCUCCGCCAAGUCCAACUACAACUUCGAGAAGCCCUUCCUCUGGCUCGCCAGGAAGCUCGUCGGUAACCAGACUCUGGAAUUCGUUGCUGCCCCCGCCCUCGCUCCUCCGGAGGUCCAGGUCGACCAGGCCGUUCUGGAGCAGUACCAGAAGGAGAUGGAGGCUGCCUCCAACAUGCCUCUCCCCGACGAGGAGGAUGCCGACUUGUAG
Messenger RNA from Lasiodiplodia theobromae, 651 nucleotides. RefSeq names its product GTP-binding nuclear protein gsp1 ran protein. Bases 1 to 651 code for a protein of 216 amino acids. Gene Ontology annotation, molecular function: GTPase activity; GTP binding. Lineage: Eukaryota; Fungi; Ascomycota; Dothideomycetes; Botryosphaeriales; Botryosphaeriaceae. Gene Ontology annotation, biological process: protein import into nucleus; ribosomal subunit export from nucleus. The record is from RefSeq and is a predicted model, not a curated record. Gene Ontology annotation, cellular component: cytoplasm; nucleus. The transcript has 5 exons.